AUGGUGGCCAUCUCCAAAGGGAGGAAGGAGAGCUCAGCAGUGAGGCCAGAGGCCUGGCUGUCCACUGGCCCCAGUCCGUGGCCUGGCCAUCUGUUCCUUGUGUGCCACAUCUCUGGCUUCUACCCAAAGCCAGUGUGGGUGACGUGGAUGCGGGGUGACCAGGACCACCAGGGCACCCGACGAGGUGAUGUCUUGCCCCAUGCUGACAGGACAUGGUAUCUUCAGACAUCCUUGGAUGUGGACCCCAGAGAGGCAGCUGGCCUGUCUUGCCGAGUGAGACACAGCAGUCUAGGAGGCCAGGAUGUGGUCCUCUACUGGGAGCAGCACCACUCGGUGGGUUUGGUCUUCCUGGCGGUGGUCGUGCCCCUGGUGCUUCUGGCAGGUCUUGUGUUCUGGCUCUGGAAGCGUCGGUAAGUCUGGAACCACCUUCCUGCUCUUUCCCAUGCAUCUCCUUACCUUCCUCUCUGUCCUCAGCCAUCUUCCUCCCCGUGCCCCUCUCCCUGCUGUCCUCACCUACACUCCUGCAGAGCAAUUUCCAAUUUGAUCUUCCCAGGAAAAUGCACUGGAGACAUCGGUUCACUGGCCUCCCUUUGGAGUAAGAUCCCGGCAGCCCAGGAGUCAGGACUUACUUAAACCCAGCUCAGUGGUGAUGGAUUUGCAAGUCUCUGUGUGCAACUUUUGUCUUUUCUCUCUACUCAAUGAUGGGUUGUCAAGAUGAGUUAAGUGUAAUUUAGCAGGAUUUCUUGUUCUGACCUGAUGCUGGGGCUUAAAUCUCUAAUUUAUCUCAGAGUAAAAUGAAGUCUGAGUACCUCCAUGGGUCACAGGCAUCUGUGUCACUUCCGCCAGGGAGCCUUCCCUGAUCCACAAGAGGAAGCGGUCUCUGCCUAGUGUGAAUUUCUGCCACUUUAACCUGCACUGUGGGUAAUCUGCGCCUCACUUCCCAUCCUUUUUGCCCCACAUUUACAUCCUUUUUCCCUUCCAAUUCCUAGGUCUCUUGAGUGCAAAGCCCGUGUCUUUUUAAUAUUUGCAUCCUUGACAAGGAGUCUCAUCUGCAUGGAAUAUGUCCUCAAUAAAAGUCUGUGUUGAGUUUAUGCCAA
Messenger RNA from Felis catus (domestic cat), 1097 nucleotides. Its product is annotated as T-cell surface glycoprotein CD1a-like. The record is from RefSeq and is a predicted model, not a curated record. Gene Ontology annotation, biological process: antigen processing and presentation, exogenous lipid antigen via MHC class Ib; immune response; positive regulation of T cell mediated cytotoxicity. Gene Ontology annotation, cellular component: external side of plasma membrane. The coding region runs from base 1 to 414 and encodes 137 amino acids. Gene Ontology annotation, molecular function: endogenous lipid antigen binding; lipopeptide binding; exogenous lipid antigen binding. The transcript has 3 exons. NCBI's taxonomy places the organism in Eukaryota, Metazoa, Chordata, Mammalia, Carnivora, Felidae.